CAGUCACCGCGCAGAGCGUCGCAGCCUUGCGCCACAGUGCGCUGCGAAAACGCCGAGCGCGGAGCGCGGGCUCCUUCCGCCAGGGCGGGUGCGACGCGGCGGCAAGGUCCUUGGGCUUGGAGGCCUGAUGUGCCCCGGCAUUAAAGUGCGUUGAUCCGAGCUCAGCUGAAGCCUCUUGGAAAGGGCAAGACGGCGGCGACGAGAUGCAGGCAGGGGAGCCGUGCGCCCCUGGUGCCCAGGGAAACCAGCGCGCACCCAGACCCAAGCCGCGCCUGUCCAGCCAGCUGCUGCCCGAGUUCUAUACCUUCGUGGCGCGCGUGCUGUUCUACCUGGCGCCAGUCUACCUAGCCGGCUACCUGGGGCUCAGCAUAACCUGGCUGCUGCUCGGUGCCCUACUGUGGAUGUGGUGGCGCAGGAACCGCCGCGGGAAGCUCGGCCGCCUGGAGGCCGCCUUCGAAUUCCUAGACAACGAACGCCAGUUUAUCAGCCGCGAGCUGCGGGGCCAGCACCUGCCGGCCUGGAUCCACUUUCCGGACGUGGAGCGGGUCGAGUGGGCCAACAAGAUCAUCUCCCAGACAUGGCCCUACCUGAGCAUGAUCAUGGAAAACAAGGUCCGGGAGAAACUUGAGCCUAAGAUACGGGAGAAGAGCUCCCACCUGAGGACCUUUGCCUUCACCAAGCUCUACUUUGGUCAGAAGUGCCCCAGGAUCAACGGUGUCAAGGCACACACUGACAAGCACAACCGGAGACGGGUGGUGCUGGACCUGCAGAUAUGCUACAUCGGGGACUGUGAGAUCAGCGUGGAGCUGCAGAAGGUGCAGGCUGGUGUGAACGGGAUCCAGCUACAGGGCACACUUCGGAUCAUCCUGGAGCCCCUCCUGGUGGACAAGCCCUUUGUGGGAGCCGUGACCAUGUUCUUCCUUCAAAAGCCACACCUGCAGAUCAACUGGACAGGCCUGACCAACCUGCUGGAUGCACCAGGCAUCAGCGAUGCAUCAGACGGCCUGCUGGAGGACCUCAUCGCCACCUACCUGGUGCUGCCCAACCGUGUGACUGUGCCGGUGAAGAAGGGGCUGGACGUGACCAGCCUGCGCUUCCCUCUGCCCUGUGGAGUCAUCAGAGUCCACUUGCUGGAGGCAGAGAAGUUGGCCCAGAAGGACAGCUUUCUGGGGAUCCAGGGCAAGUCAGACCCCUACGCCAAGGUGAGCAUUGGCCUGCAGAAUUUCCGGAGCAGGACCGUCUCCAAGAACCUGAACCCCACCUGGAAUGAGGUGUUUGAGUUCAUAGUGUAUGAAGUCCCUGGGCAGGACCUGGAGGUGGACCUGUAUGACGAGGACCCUGACAAGGAUGACUUCCUGGGCAGCCUGCAGAUCUGCCUCGGGGAUGUCAUGACGAACAGAGCGGUGGAUGAGUGGUUUGUCCUGAAUGACACAACCAGUGGGCGGCUGCACCUGCGCCUGGAGUGGCUUUCACUAAUCACUGACCCGGACGCUGUGGCUGAGGACCAGAGCGGCCCUUCCACUGCCAUCCUUGUGGUCUUCUUAGAGAGUGCCUGCAACCUGCCGACAAACGCUUUUGACUACCUGAAUGGCGAAUAUCGAGCCAAAAAGCUCUCCAGAUUUACCAAGAAUAAAGUCAGCAGAGAUCCUUCUUCCUAUGUCAAGGUGUCCGUAGGCAAGAAGACACACAUGAGCAAGACCUGUCCCCACAGCAAGGACCCCGUGUGGAGCCAGGUGUUCUCCUUCUUUGUGCAGGAUGUGGCGGCUGAACAGCUACAUCUGGAGGUGCUGGAUGAUGACCAGGAGUGUGCGUUGGGAGUCCUGGAGUUGCCCCUGCGCCAGAUGCUCCCCUGCACAGAUCUCACCCUGGAGCAGCGCUUUCGGCUGGACCACUCAGGCCUGGACAGCCUCAUCUCCAUGAGGCUGGUGCUCCGGUUCCUGCGUGUAGAAGAACGAGAGAUGGGGAGCCCAUACACAGGACCUGAAGCCCUAAAGAAAGGUCCUUUGUUCAUUAAGAAGGUGGACAUCAACCAGGGCUCCAAGGCCCCACACCAGGGAGAGGGUCCUACUGAUUUUCCAGGCCCUCCACCCCCUGCUUCUGAUACUAAGGACGCCUCCAGGAGUGCCACGACAGCCACCAAUGCCACCACUGUUGCCACUAAACCAACACCCCAGGAGGCAGGCCCAGAGCCCAAAGGCAAGGACAGUGCCAAACGGUUCUGUGAGCCCGUGGCGGAGAAGAGGAGUUCAUCCACCGUCUUCCUGACGGUCCCAGGCCUUCACUCUCCAGGGCCCAUCCAGUCACCCAGACCCGUGAAAUGCCCUGUGUCCCCAUUCGCAUGGCCACCCAAGAGGCUGACGCCCAGCAUGUCCUCACUCAACUCUCUGGCCUCCUCCUGCUUUGACCUGACAGAUACCAGCCUCAACAAUGAAGGCGGGGAGUUCGGGCAGCAGGGGCUGGGCCAGAUUCAGCUCACUGUGCGCUAUGUGUGUCUGCGGCGCUGCCUCAGUGUGCUCAUCAACGGCUGCAGAAACCUGAUGCCCUGUACCAGCAGUGGAGCUGAUCCCUACGUCCGUGUCUACCUGCUGCCAGACAGGAAGUGGGCAUGUCGUAAGAAGACCUCAGUGAAACGGAAGACCCUGGAGCCCCUAUUUGAUGAGACAUUUGAAUUUUUUGCUCCCAUGGAAGAAGUAAAGAAGAGGUCACUAGAUGUUGCAGUGAAAAAUAGUAGGCCACUUGGCUCACACAGAAGAAAGGAGCUAGGAAAAGUACUGAUUGACUUAUCAAAAGAAGAUCUGAUUAAGGGUUUCUCACAAUGGUAUGAGCUGACUCCAGAUGGACAGCCCAGAAAUUGAAGAUGAGCACUGUUAUCACCUGUAUAUUAAAAUGUGUACAUAUGUAUAUUCUGUAAUUUAAAUCAUAAUAGCCAUUUGAAGAUAAAUAUGUACAUUUUUGUGUGAAAUUUAACUGUAUGACUGGAUAAUAUUAGGAAGAGUAAACAUGUAAAAACAAAACUACUUUCUCUUGGUUGGAUAAUUGUUCAAAUCCAAAAAUAAAUGGGGUAUUCAUGCCUAAUGAAUUACCAGAA
Molecule: messenger RNA, 3088 nt
Organism: Manis javanica (Malayan pangolin)
Lineage: Eukaryota; Metazoa; Chordata; Mammalia; Pholidota; Manidae
Gene: ESYT3
Product: extended synaptotagmin 3
Biological process (GO): lipid transport
Cellular component (GO): endoplasmic reticulum membrane
Molecular function (GO): phosphatidylinositol binding; phosphatidylcholine binding; calcium-dependent phospholipid binding
Source: RefSeq, a predicted model, not a curated record